CGACCGGAAGUGUGCGGAACGCUGCUGCUUUUAGAGAUGCCUUGGGGGUGUGGGGCAGUUGGCGGUGAGCAGCAUGCUGGGCUACAGCAGCUCAUCGCUCUCGCAGCAGCGACUAAGUCCUUCCUCGGUCCCAACAAGAGCUACAAGUUUGUGGACGAUCAGGCCGGUCACGGUGGCUCGUUCUUGGUGUGUUCGCCGUCACGCCUGCUGGAGCACUUAGAGCUGAGCUGCCCGGUCAGCCAGCUGCUCCUGGAGACCGUCCAAGCCCAUCAGAAGGCCUUCUGCACCGGUGCUGGAACACUAAUUUUUUUGGCUGGAGCAUGGAGCCUUGCAGCUCUCGAGUGCCUUAGGGACGGCAUCCCUGUGUGCGACAUCGUCUCGGCCCUCACGGAAGGCCUGGACUCUUGCACCGAGGCCUGUAGGAUGAGCUGCGUGACGGUCGCCGAGGCCAUUCGCAGCUACGGUUCGCUGAAGAGCAGGCAGGCGAACCGGGCUCAUGGGGACGCUACUUCUGUCAAGGUGUCGAGCCAAUCGGCGACCGGUUCGGAUGUGUUCCACAGCUCUUCGGCUCAUUUGCCCGGACAAGCUGCAAGCAGGUGCGGCAGCCUGCGGCCAGAUCAGGAACACAAGGCUCUCGCAUCCCUCCGACACCGAGCGAGACUCAGACACAGCAGGUAUUUCAACGAAAAAGAGGAGAGCACCGGGGCAGAGAGCGGUUCGGAAAGGUCACCGAGGUGCGAGUCAUCGUCCUCGCAUCUUUGCGAUUUAGGAAGUGAAGAUGUUGCGUUCCUUGGCAGCACGGUCAGUCAUGGAAGCGAGAAUUUGAUGAAUCUGGUCAUAGAGGCGAGCAGGAUUCAGAGGGAGAAUUCAGAAGGGCGACUGCUCGGUGGCACGGUCUUCGACGUGAGCAAACUGGCCACGUGUUUGGUAGAAGGGUUGUGGGAGGAGCACUCGUGUGUCACAUCUGGGCUGGUCACCUUCGUAUCUGUGGAUCAGGCUUCUCUAAUCCAGGGCCUGACGAAUCAGAGUCUGCGAGUGGCCAUAUUUGACGGCGACCUGAGCGAAAAGUACCGCCACUUGGGCUUCCGCAAGCCCUCUGGCGUCCGGCGUGUCGCAGAAGUUUCAAAUGCGCCGAGGCCACUCAGGGAAGGCGGGUGGCUGGAACGCGUCUUGGAUACCCUGCUGCAGCUUGAGGUGAACCUGCUUCUUGUGAAUGGGGUGGUUUGUACACACUUGGCCGAACUCUGCCUUCGCCGUGGUAUUGCAUUCGUAGAGCGGGUGGAGUCCGGCGUGUUGCAGCACCUGGCCGAAGCCACGGGAGCCGUGCCGCUCACUUACGUGACGCAGAUGAGCGAGCACUGUGUGGGGGAGGGAGCGCUCGUGGCCAUCUGGAGGGAGGGCAUCGGAGACGGGCGCCGUGUGGCCGUGAACAUCCGCGCAGGUAGGAGCGCCCUGGUGACCGCGGUCAUCACCAGCACCGUGCAGAGCAAGUUACGGUCCCUAGAGGAUCGCUUCUGGGGAUGUGCCCACCGGCUGCACCACUCCCUCCGAGAUGGAAAGCUUCUGCGCGGCGGCGGCGAGGUUGAACUGGACUGCAUCCGUCACCUCCGAGGACUCCUGAGAGACGGCCCUUCAACAGGCGCAUGCGGUCAGAACAGGUCGGCGGUGCUGCAGCGCAUGUCGCACGGCUGGAUGGACUACAUCGCAACGCUCUUGUGGAACUCUGGGGAGUGUUCAUCCAAGCUGGAGGCCUGGGAUGCCUGCAGCCGAGCCGCCGAGCAGCAAGUUCCAGGGUCUACCCUGCCGACUGUCAUCUCAAAUCUGCACCCGCAGCUCAAUGCUGACUGGCUGGAGGGCGGCAGGGGUGGCAGGAGCGCCACGCCAGUCUAUGACAACAUGACGGUGAAGCUCGAAGCCUGGAGGAGGGCUUUAGAUCUGGUUCUGAUAGUGCUCCAGACAGACAUGGAGAUCAUCGCUGGCUCCUCGCACAGAGACACCGAGGGGCUGCCUGCACACUUUAUCAUCCUCUGAGCAAAACAAGGAGCGUUUGAUCAAAUUAAAAUAUAUUAAUUUAAUUAUUUUUACUUGCAUAUUGUGCUGCUAGGGCAGCUGCUAGUCUAUUGAUUAAAGCUCUUACCUGUGGACCUGAAGAUUGCAGGUUCAAAUUCCACCUCCAGCUGUAGUACUCGUAAGUAAAGUACUCCCCUUCAGUUGCAUCAGCGAAGUUACCCAGCUGUAUAAAUGGGUAAAUAAUUGUGUCAGCUGAAUGUAGCCAUGUACAACAGAACACAAGUGCUGUUAGAAUUUAUAGGUAAAAAAGUGUUUAACAAUAUUUCUUUUUGCUCACCAGCGUUUGAACGAUGAGAAAUACCAAUGCGCCCGUCCGUAUGUACUGUACGUUCCCAGCUGCUGUGUCACCUCUCAGCCAAUACACUCACGCUCUGUGGAUCAAACGCAUGAGCGGUUGUAUUUCCCGUGAUUGCAAAGAUCAACUUAACGAAUGCAACGCAUGAAGACCUCCAACGGGAGCCACUGUCGAGCGAGAUCGGCUCGGACCCGGGGCCGUACGCUGAGCUCCUGCUAGCGACAGAGAGGCCACGGAGAGCCGGUCCAGCUGUGUCCUGGCGUGGAGUGAGGGUGGGUUGCCAGUGUGGUGCUCCCUGGUCCUUCUGCAGCAUGUCUGUUUCAUUGUGUGUUUAAAAAUCCCAUACGGUGUGUGUGAACAGGGCUGGUCCAGGCAGCAGGAAAAUGUACACGAUUACAGUGAAAAUGAAAGGAGGAAUAAGAAAAAGUGUCAGAACCUA
Scleropages formosus (Asian bonytongue) is the source of this 2804-nucleotide messenger RNA. RefSeq names its product Bardet-Biedl syndrome 12 (gene bbs12). The transcript has 2 exons. Gene Ontology annotation, molecular function: ATP binding. The record is from RefSeq and is a predicted model, not a curated record. The coding region runs from base 37 to 2031 and encodes 664 amino acids. Gene Ontology annotation, biological process: chaperone-mediated protein complex assembly; photoreceptor cell maintenance. NCBI's taxonomy places the organism in Eukaryota, Metazoa, Chordata, Actinopteri, Osteoglossiformes, Osteoglossidae.